CCUGGCCACUCACUUUGUGAUGUCUCGCGUGGGGGGAAAUGCUUUGAAUACCUGCGACAUGGCAGCGAGCAUUGAUUGUCAAGAUUGACAGCACCAGAGAGAGAGAGAGGGAGCGAGCGAGAGAGCGAGAGUGUUGGAAAAAGAGGGAGGGAGAUAAAGAAGAGAGCAACAAAAGCUUUACUUGUACUUUUGGACAGCUCAAGUUGGCCGAACGCGUGCGGGACCUUCUCUCAUUCUGAUGCCGGCGCCGCUUUGACACCCAGAAAGACAACAACAAAACCUAUUAGAAGACUUUUCAAGUUGAAGCAACUCCACUUGUCUUUUUUUUGUUGUUACGACGCGGAGGAGACCCACGCGCGCCACAUGCUCCUCGACUUACGUCGUCAAGGUUAUUUACAUGAAUUCAAAAUCAACGUGCCAGUGAGUAGCUGGAAACUGGGGAGCGAGUCUUUCAGUUUUUAACCCCACACGCUGACAUGGAAGGCUUUCUUCGUAGCAGCUUUUUACUGAGCAGAGUCAUGUCUUCCAAGCAAGCCACAUCUCCUUUUGCCUCUGUGGUUGAUGGAGAUGAUGCCAUGAGCCAGGACCACUUGUCUUGGGAAAAAGAGGAGACGGCUGACGCCCACUGCACACCACAGCUGCCGCUGCACAAUCUGCUCCAUGGAAAAGCCCACCCAGAUGAAAUUCAGCCGCUGAGCAGUGUACCGCCAGAGAAUGACUGGGACAGUUUGGUAUCUGCCCAGCAGCGCAUGGAAUCUGACAGCAAUAAAGUAUGCUCCUUGUACUCCUUUCGCAACAAUUCCACUUCCCCACAUAAGCCUGAGGAGGGGGCCCGGGAGCGAGGCGACCUGCUGAGUGCAUCAGCAUUUGGAACUCCGGAGCGCCGCAAAGGAAGCCUGGCAGACGUUGUGGACACACUGAAGCAGAAGAAGUUGGAGGAGAUGACAAAGACAGAGCAAGACGAUUCAUCCUGCAUGGAGAAACUACUCUCUAAAGACUGGAAAGAGAAGAUGGAGAGGCUCAACACAAGCGAUCUUCUAGCCGAUGUAAAAGGUACUCCAGAGAGCCUGGCAGAGAAGGAACACCAACUCUCUACAAUGAUUAGUCAACUGAUCAGCCUACGAGAGCAGCUCCUGGCUGCCCAUGACGAACAGAAGAAGCUGGCUGCUUCACAAAUGGAGAAACAAAGGCAGCAAAUGGAGUUGGCUCGUCAGCAGCAAGAACAGAUUGCUAGACAACAGCAGCAGCUUCUGCAGCAGCAGCACAAGAUCAACCUUCUACAGCAGCAGAUCCAGCAGGUCCAGGGUCACAUGCCUCCGCUCAUGAUCCCCAUUUUUCCACACGACCAACGCACUCUGGCAGCAGCCGCCGCCGCCCAGCAAGGCUUUCUCUUCCCUCCGGGAAUGUCUUAUAAACCAGGUGAUAACUAUCCUGUGCAGUUCAUUCCCUCUACAAUGGCAGCUGCGGCAGCGUCAGGACUCAGCCCCCUCCAGCUGCAGCAACUGUACGCCGCCCAACUUGCCAGCAUGCAGGUCUCUCCUGGAGCCAAGAUGCCUCCACUCCCACAGCCCCUCAAUGCCAGUGGGCCCAUUUCCCCCUCCUCUCUGAAGAAUGACAAGAGUUCCUCCAGCCCUAUCACUCAAGUCAAGGAGGAAGGAACACAGCCGCUCAAUCUUUCAGCUCGCCCAAAGACGACAGACAUGGUCAAGUCUCCGACUUCCCCCACGCAAAACCUGUUUCCCGGCUGCAAAGGCAACCCCAACAGUUUCGCAAACAAGGGCGGUAUCCCCAGCCCGCUCGGAGGAGGCCUUGGCCGUGGCUCCUCGUUAGACAUCCUGUCCAGCCUCAACUCUACUGCAUUGUUCGGGGACCAGGACACAGUAAUGAAGGCCAUCCAGGAGGCUCGAAAAAUGAGGGAGCAGAUUCAGAGAGAACAGCUGCAACACCACCAGCAGGGCAUGGAGGCGAAGCUGUCUGCCCUCACCUCAGUCGGCCUCAACAACUGCAGGGUUGAUAAGGAACGGGCCCAUUUUGAAGGACUCGGGCACCACCUUGGCAAGCUGGCUGAAGAUGGGAAAAUUGGGCACAGAGUAAUUGAUCUGACCAGGCCUGAGGAUCUUGACGGAGGCGCUGGAUCAGCCGAGGCGCGAGUCUUCAGGGAGUCAAGAGGGAGGAACAGCAACGAACCGCACAUUAAGAGGCCGAUGAAUGCGUUUAUGGUGUGGGCCAAAGACGAGCGACGCAAGAUCCUUCAGGCCUUCCCGGACAUGCAUAACUCAAAUAUAAGCAAGAUUUUAGGCUCCAGGUGGAAGUCAAUGUCCAACCAGGACAAACAGCCGUACUAUGAAGAGCAGGCCCGCCUGAGUAAGCUCCAUUUAGAGAAGUACCCCAAUUAUAAGUACAAACCACGGCCUAAGAGGACUUGCAUCAUCGAUGGCAAAAAGCUGCGCAUCGGGGAAUACAAACAGAUGAUGCGCUCACGGCGGCAAGAGAUGAGGCAGUUCUUCACUGUCGGGCAACCACCACAGAUUCCCAUCACCACGAGCGCCAACAUGGUCUACCCUGGAGCCAUCGCCAUGGCAACGACGACACCCUCACCGCAGAUGACGUCGGAGUGCUCAAGCGCAUCGGCGAGUCCUGAGCCGACCAUCCCCGUCAUCCAGAGCACUUUCAACAUGAAGCUGGAGGCCAACAACAUGGCCAACAACAGCGAGCCGGUCAACGGCGAGGACGACAUGGACAUGUACGAAGACUUUGAGGACGAGCCCAAAUCAGACUACAGUAGUGAAAAUGAAACACAAGAGCCAGUCAGCGCCAACUAACGGACGUCCCCAAGUUUUAAAACGGCACCACCGAGGUUUGACAGUAUUCAAGAGGAGGACGAAAAGAUGAUACAAGACAGAAUGUGGCUUCCGUAAAUCAACAAAAAGCUAUUUGGUCUUAAGCGUUUCUUCGUGUGUGUGUAGCUAUAUAUAUCUUUCUUUUUUCUAAAUGUCAUUUUCUCAUGUCAUUGUGAUCAAAGGCAUCUAAAACAAAACGGCUGUGACCUAGAACAUGCAGAACUUGAAAUCAAACAUUUGCUCGUUUUUAUUGUUAUUGACCUUGUUUCCGAACCGUUUUGGGACAUGACAUAAAUGUCUCGCUCAGGUAUAGUGUGCCAGCCAACAGCUUGUGAAUGUGUCUGAUCAUCAUGGCGACAUUACCAGUAAAAAAGGUCACAUAGUUCCAACAUGCAUCAGUAUCAGUAAAAUGUAUGCUAUUAAACUCCUUGAGCUUCAGUGCCAAACAAGUAACACCGAUUAAGAGAGAAAUUAAUAACAAAUAAUCAGAAUGCAUUAUCUUUCCAAAUUAGGAAGUGCUCCCUGUAAUCAUGAACCCAAUCCGCUCAAGACAAAGCGGUACCACAUCGUCACUCGCUCUUUCCCAAUUCUACUAGCCAUUCCCAGUCAGCAAUGUUUUAAUCUGAGUGGUUGUAAUCAGGCCAGAAUGCUCCAGGGCCAACAGGCCGCCAAUCCGCCGGAUUGGAAGAGCGGCGAAAGGCAGCUUUGGAGGCAUUACAAUCUCAAAUUGUGUAGCGACACAUUCUCUUAAACGCUUUAGCCCCAUUUAGAGGGCAAGUUUAAAGUCUUAGCUCCUAAACUUUUUUUUCUUUUUAAUUAUUUUUUUUCAACAUUGUAAAUCUUAAACGGACACUAAGAAGUCUUAAAGCAGAGCACAGUCAUUGGGUCGAUGCAAUGACUUGAUUACUGGUGCAGUCUUAAGACGUGAGGACAUUUGUACAAUAGAUAACCUAAAACAUUAGUCAAGUGCACUUAUUCUCAUUGUGUCCUCUUUUUAAACCACACAUUUCUCAACCAGAGCAAUGUUUUUGUCUCCUCCAGGGGUGUCCAAUUUUUUUUUUUUCACAGAGGGCUACAUUCAGAAAAAGGGAAAAAUGCAAGGGCCAAAUACAUUCUUCUCCUUUUGACGUGACAUGCUAAAACCAAUCCAUCAGUGUACGUAGAUAUGAAAUAAUACGAUUGAUUUAUUGAUUUCAAAACCAGCUAGACAAUAGAGUAAAAAGUCACAGAAUGAUAAAAAUCAAGAAAAAUGAAAGUGUUGAAAUUUCUAAGCUACACACCCCCAAUUGAGAAGAACAGUCUUCAGCUUUGCACAUUUUCAUUACUUAUCUAUACAGCUUCCAUUACCACCUGUUUUCUGAACAGCCAAAGCCAUAUUGCGAUGAAAACUAUACUGUAUAUCAAGUUCAAGUCUACCAACCAAGAAAAUAGGCUAAUUUUAUUCAUAACUCCAGGGAAAAAACUUAUUGUUUUCAUUUCUUGAGUAAUCAGCAGUAGAUGUAGGUGUUUGGUUUCAAACAUAAAAUAUAGAUAUUUCCCCCAAAAACCUCUCAAGUAAAUUCACUAAUUAGGCCGAUUUCAUUCCUAAAAUGGUGCGUUGCUGCCGUCUGCUGGCAGUUGUGCAUUAGUUAAAUUGGUUCCACACUUGAAAUUACUAGUGCGGUAGUGUCAGAGCCUCCCUCACCCAUGCCUGUUGAAAAACAUGCACCUCUACAAAAUUACUGUUAAAAAGCUCAUAUAUGAACUUAUGUGUUCUGUGGCCAUUGCUUGGACACCCCUGGUAUUUGCUGACAAGUGACCUCCAUGGCUCGAUAAAGCUCUCGAGCAGUCAAAGCCUCCAUUUUAGACUCAGAUCCUCUUUAUAGGGCACAAGGUUUUAAGUGGCUCCCCCCACCCCUGCUCCCAACGCCCAGCUCUGACCCCCACCCGGAAUAACCCGAGUCCACAGGGGGCGCCAUCUGGCUCGGAGAAAACACACAAGGCCAACAAUAGAAGCAAAGGUGUGCGUCCUUCCAUCAAAGUGCUGGAUGUGAGGCCUCCAUGGGGCCAGCGCCACGGCCCCGUCAUCGGCCGCUGGCGAGCAGAUGGAACAAGUACAUCAAGCUGUGGGGGAUUAUUAAAAUGACUGACGACUGGAUAUCAUGUGAAAUGCACCAUUAUUAAUGCAUGACUUCAGUUAUUCUCCCCGCUCGCCCUUGAAUCUGUUCAUUUUUGAUCCCGCCGGCCGAUCACUGGAUCUCCCCACGCUCGCAUCACUUCAUCCCAAUUAGGAGGCAUCCGUCUCUUGUCUUCAUUAUUAUUUAUUGUCAUUCUUUUCUGAAUUUAAGCUACAACUGAAUUUACAGAGUGCAUCUCCUGACAACUUGUGUUCCUCCAGGCUGCUGGUGGUUGAAAUGAUUUGUAUGUGAUUGUAAAUAUCGUCAAUAUGACCAUGCCUCACACGUUCAGUGGGGGCUAACUACAAAGGACUGAAACUUGACCCCUCCUCAUGUGGCGAAAAGACAAGGAAGAAGAAAAAAAUAAUAAGACGAACUCAUAAAGGAGACGCUGUUUCACAAGUGUUUAAAGCACUGGAUAUAAAUUGUAUUUUUGAUCAAUUCUGAUUAAUGUGAAUCUGUUUGAAGAAGAAAAAAAUACACAAUGAAUUAACUAAAGUCCCCAUAUGUGCUCAAGUGGGUUUGCUCUCACAGUUGCCAGAUUUUAAUACUUUUGUGUUUGUUUUUAAGGUCUAUUUAGUUUAUUUAUGCAAAUACACAUGUGUGACGGAUGAACACUUUUGAGGGGGGAACUUCAAAUUUGACAGCAGGCUUCCUUUAGCCAGAAAACACCAGUGUUGUGUAUGACUCUAUUAACUAGUUGUAUCUAUUACGAGUUACAAGAAUUGUCACUAAAAUAACAAAAAGGACAAUCAGAGAACCACAAUGGGAAUGAAACAUGUUUAUUAAUUGGAAGUUUGGAAAUUCACCAUCUUAUUUCAGAUGUUAAUUGUACAUAUAUGCUGGGGCGGAAAAAAAUCUAUUUUUAUUUGAUUAUUUUGGCAAGUGUGAGUUAUGUCUGUGGCUAAUCUAUUUGAAUUUCUUUUCAUCGAUCUAUUUGAGUACACGUUUGAAAAAAAAAAAUCAUUGUACUGAGCUGAAUUACGAUCACAUGUCUGAGUUCUGAUAAUCAUCCCUGGGCUAAUUAAAAUCUUUCAAUCAAAAUAUGUCACAGUGAUGCCAUGAGAUAUGACUUAAAUUAACUUGGUAACCAUAGAAAUGACAAUUUGUUUUUGUUUUAUAACCAUUAAAAAGAUAAUUGUCACCAGCUGCAAAAUGGUUCAUAGAUGUAAAGUGAGUUGAGUUCACUUUAAUCAUACUGUACUCAAAUCUUUUGCUUGAAAGUCGAAACAAAACAUAAUAAAAAAAAAAAAAAAACUAAAAUAAAAUAAUUUUUAAAAAUCCAGCUCAAUGACAAUUUGGACCUCCCCCAAAAAAUGUCAAGGCACCACUGUAUCACUCUUCCAGUCGCGUAAAAGAGGAGUAUUCAUUUCAACAUGAAGCACUUGAUAUUAAUAAAUUGAUUCUAAUCAUUGUACAAGCAUACAGCACUAAGACAAAAACAGCCGUGUAUUUACUUUACCAACAAGUGUGAUUGUUUUCAACAUGCUGUUUUCUAUCAUAUGAAAAGUGGGAAUGUGCAUAUAUUUAUUUGUGGCAAAAUGCUGUUCUCUUCUUGCCAACUUUCUUCUUGUAUUUUCAAUGUGUUCUCUUAAUUCUCCAUGCAAAUGGUUAGAAUGAACAACUAAGGACAAAAAGCGCAUAUGCUGGUUCAAUCUUUUUACUGUAAUUUUUUAUUUUUUAACUUUUUUUUUUGGAGCAAGGAAAAUGGUGAGAAUGUUGUGUGUGUUAAUUUAAUCAGCACAAUUCACUGACAUGCUGGACUGAUGUGCUAGCUGCUGUUCAAAAGGGCAACAUUUUAUUUAGUGUUGUUCUAGAGGUACUUGUUGCUUUUUAGUUGUUUCUUAAGCAACACUGUGUCAGGCUCUUCCAUCACCCGAGCCUUGAUUUUUUUUUUUUUUUUUUUAACACCGCUGGCAAUCUGCGUAAAUAUAUAAAUAUACCUUUUUUCACCUGGCAGGUACCUACAGUAGGCAAAUGGAAAGUAUUGUUUGCGUGUUUUAGAGAGAAAACAAAUUACAUAGUGUCUGUUGCUGCUUUAAAAAAAAAAAAAACUAUGUCUGAAUAUGUAAAUAGUUUAUCAUAAUAUCUUGUACAGUUCAAUGUAAAGUUUUUAAUUCAACUUAAUAAUGUUGCCAUCAUUGUGUUCACAUUCUUUAUACAUGAAAAAAGAUUAUUUGUUAGGUGAUAUUGCUAAAAGAACAAAAUGUUUGUUUCCUAUGUUUAUUUGGCUUCCUAGUGUCCACCAGCAGCUCUUUGUUUCCAUGUGCAGUAUUGACGUGUGCUAAACUUAACUCAUUAGAUGCCAUUGACGGCGAAAGACGUCCAAUCCAUUUUGACUGUCAAUGGCAGUGGAUCAUUUGACAAUGUGUGCGUGUGAGUGCGUGUGUGCAAUCUCCCUGGCUUUUUUAGUAUUACUUGCAGAAAGUCAAAACCAAGACAUGAUGCAUAAAUGACAUAUUUGGAUGCAUAUAGGCAUCAUUGAAAUGUGCAUACUGUAUAAAAAUAAGGAACUAAAUGAUGCUGGCAAGAAUCAGUUCAGGCAUUUGAUGGUGUAAUAGCAUUUCUCUAUGUGUCAGUCCAUUGUAACAAUAUGACAGGAGGCUGACUAGCAGCCUGUUUACUCAUUUACCUCAAAAAGUUCCCCCAUUUGUGUAAAAGAGAAGAAAAUUGUGUUGCAGAGAGCUUCUCACAUCACUCCAUCUUUUGUACUGCUGUUGACACUUACACAUUAA
This is a messenger RNA of Corythoichthys intestinalis (scribbled pipefish), 7731 nucleotides long. It is a transcript of the gene sox6, whose product is annotated as SRY-box transcription factor 6. The coding region runs from base 477 to 2822 and encodes 781 amino acids. Gene Ontology annotation, cellular component: nucleus. NCBI's taxonomy places the organism in Eukaryota, Metazoa, Chordata, Actinopteri, Syngnathiformes, Syngnathidae. The transcript is spliced from 17 exons. Gene Ontology annotation, molecular function: RNA polymerase II cis-regulatory region sequence-specific DNA binding; DNA-binding transcription factor activity, RNA polymerase II-specific. The record is from RefSeq and is a predicted model, not a curated record. Gene Ontology annotation, biological process: positive regulation of chondrocyte differentiation; cell fate commitment; central nervous system development.